Pleuronectes platessa (European plaice) is the source of this 2501-nucleotide messenger RNA. RefSeq names its product dipeptidyl aminopeptidase-like protein 6. The record is from RefSeq and is a predicted model, not a curated record. The transcript is spliced from 26 exons. Gene Ontology annotation, molecular function: dipeptidyl-peptidase activity; serine-type peptidase activity. Bases 39 to 2501 code for a protein of 820 amino acids. NCBI's taxonomy places the organism in Eukaryota, Metazoa, Chordata, Actinopteri, Pleuronectiformes, Pleuronectidae. Gene Ontology annotation, biological process: proteolysis.
CAGUGAGAGGCUAAGUAGCUGCCACGGACGGCUUCAGGAUGAUGUUCGAUCAUUCGAUGGGGACGUCGAUGGGCCUUCGCCGGAAACCCUCCAGGGUGGAGACGGCCAAGAGAUACUGGAGGGAGCUGGUGGGCAGUAACCCUCCGCAGAGGAACUGGAAGGGAAUAGCGAUCGCCCUUCUUGUCAUUCUGGUCAUCUGCUCGCUGAUCGUCACCUCCGUCAUCCUGUUGACACCAGGUGAGGACGACCGUCUGGCUCUGAAGGGCAAGGUGACGGUGGGAGACCUGUUCAGGAAAGACUUCAAGGUUCACGACCCCAGCGCCAAAUGGAUCAGCAGUUAUGAGCUGUUGUACCGUAAUCGUGACGGAGACGUCGUCAAGUACAACGUCGACACCGAUGAAACGACAAUCCUGGUUCACAACAAAAAGUUUGAAAUGUACAAAGCCAGCAAGUACGAGGUGUCGCCCGACAUGAAGCACGUGCUGCUGGCCUACAACGUCGCACCGGUGUACCAGUAUUCCUACACAGCGUUCUACAUCAUCUGCAGCUUGGAGACUCCGGAGACGUGGAACUUGAACCCUCCAGAGGUGCGGAACGCUCAGCUGCAGUAUGCGGGCUGGGGGCCCCAGGGUCAGCAACUGAUCUUCAUUUUCGAGAACAACAUCUACUACCGCUCGACGGUGGAGAGCCGCUCCAUUCGCCUGGUGUCCACCGGGAAGGAGGGCGUCAUCUUCAACGGGCUCAGCGAUUGGCUCUAUGAAGAGGAGAUCCUUCGCUCCCACGUGGCUCACUGGUGGUCUCCAGAUGGAGCCAGGUUGGCCUACGCCACGAUCAACGACACCCUGGUGCCCAGGAUGGAGCUGCCCAUGUUCACAGGCACACCGUACCCGAUGGGGAAAGAGUACCACUACCCUAAGGCCGGUGAAGAGAAUCCAGUUAUAACUCUGUACGUCGUGAACCUCAACGGACCUCUUCACACCAUCGAGAUGAGAAGACCUGAUGAUCCCAGGAUAGGUGAAUACUAUGUGACCAUGGUGAAGUGGGCCACCUCCACCAAACUGGCCAUCAACUGGCUGAACAGGGCCCAGAACAUCUCCAUACUGACACUGUGUGAGGCCACAACAGGCGUCUGCACUAAGAAACACGAGGAUGAAAGUGAAGGAUGGUUGCACAGACAGAAUGAGAGGCCUCUGUUUUCCAAAGAUGGCCUCAAGCUGUUCUUCACUCGAGCGAUUCCUCAAGGAGGCCGGGGGAAGUUCUUCCACAUCUCCAUGUCCAUCUCCCAGCCCAACACCAGUACAGACACGCUCCAGUCCAUCACCUCUGGAGACUGGGAUGUGACCCAGGUCCUGGCCUACAGUGAGGAAAGCCAGCUGAUAUACUUCCUUAGCACUGAGGAUGGUCCAAAGCGAAGGCAUCUGUACAGCGCCGACACAUUUGGUUCCUUCAACCGCCGCUGCCUCUCCUGCUCCUUGUCCGACAGCUGUGGCUACGUUAGCGGCUCCUUCAGCCACAACAUGAGCUAUUUCCUUCUCAACUGCCAAGGCCCCGACAUCCCGUUCGUGGCCAUUUACAAGACGCAGAGAGACGCGGAGAGUGAGACACAAGACAGAGAAAGUAUAACAGAAGUCUACAAACUGGAGAGCAACGAGAACCUGAGGCUGACCUUGGAUUCCAUGCAGAUGCCCACAGUGGAGUACAAGGAGAUCCACAUGGAUGAUUACACUUUGUCGAUGCAGAUCCUGAAGCCCGCAGGCUUCGUGGAGACGAAUCACUACCCGCUGCUCCUGCUCGUCGAUGGGACACCUGGUGGUCAGAUGGUGUCAGAGCAGUUUCACAUGGACUGGUCCACGGUGCUGGUGAGCAGCUUCGGAGCCAUCGUGAUGCGCUGUGACGGCCGGGGGAGCGGCUUCCAGGGAACCAACCUGCUGCACCGCAUCCAGAAGAGAGUGGGCGUGUUCGAGGAGCAGGAUCAGAAGGACGCGCUCAAUUUUAUUUUGAAAGAGCCGUAUGUUGACAAAACCAGAGUGGGGGCUUUUGGACAGGUGUACGGAGGCUACGUGACCAGCUUGUUGGUCAGCGGUGAGGAGACUCCGGUGAAGUGUGGAGCCGUGCUGUCGCCCAUCACUGACUUUGAAUUAUACGCCUCUGCAUUCUCAGAGCGAUACCUCGGAUUGCCAAAACCUGAUCCACGUGCAUACGCAAUGGCAAAUUUAGCACAUAGAGCGUCUCAGUUCAUGGACAAGAAGUUUCUUAUUAUCCAUCCGACAGCUGAUGAAAAAGUUCAUUUCCAACAUACGGCUAAAUUCAUUGCACAGCUCAUCAAUGAAAAGGCCAACUACACUUUACAGAUCUACCCGGACGAAGGCCACUUCAUCCACAGUGAGGCCACGAGGCAGCACCUCAGUCAGUCCCUGGUGAACUUCUUCGAGGAAUGCUUCAGGCUACCGGAGCGAGUGUUUGAGGAGGCUCUGGAGGAAGAGAGUGAAGAAGAGGGUUAG